UUGACAAAAUCUCGCAGAAAUUGACGUCAUUUCGGAAGACAAGAUAGCUAAAGAAAGUUAGCCCGUCAACAACCUUAAACCUGUUAUUUUAGACUUGAAUACCAUAGAGACUUUUGCGAAAUUCAUUUUUUGUACUUUAGUAUAUUUUUUUAUGUCUUAAAGAAACAAAGUUUAAGUUUAACGUAUAAUCCGAUAUUCGUGUUAGCAUAAGCAUGAUGUUGCUAUUCUGAGCUACAACAUAAAAUAUCAGGAAGAAGAUCUAUUUUCUGGUUGCACUUUGAACUCUUCAGACAUGAACUGUACGUUAGAGAAAGUCCUGGCAGAUGCUAAGUCCUUGGUAGAAAGGCUCCGUAACCAUGACAACGUAGCCGAGAUGUUAAUCGAACAGACAACAUCUCUCAACAAGAGGGUAGAAGCCAUGAAACAGUACCAGGAGGAGAUUGAUGGACUAAACCAGGUCGCACGACAUCGGCCUCGUUCCAGUCUGGUGUUAGGAAUCCAGCAGGAGAACCGUCAGAUCCGAGAGCUGCAGCAGGAAAACAAAGAGCUACGAACAUCUUUAGAGGAGCAUCAGUCUGCGUUGGAACUCAUCAUGACCAAAUACAGGGAGCAGGUUUUUAGGCUCCUCAUGGCCAGCAAGAGGGACGACCCCACCAUCGUCACCCAGCUGAAGGAGCAGCACACAACGGAAAUGCAGGCACACAUAGACAAGAUCAACGAGAUGGCCUCUGUGAUGCGGAAGGCGAUAGAGGUGGACGAGGAGCGCGUUUGUGAGGACGAAGAGAGGAUUAAACAAUUAGAGAUGGAGAACUGUGGCCUCCGAGAGCUGCUGGGGAUCAGCCGUGAGGCCUUCCUCAUCCUGAAGAGGGAGGAGCCGUCGGAGAACACGUCGCUGUCGCCGCUGCUGAGCAGCACCGACGUCAGCCUACGAAAGACUUAGUGUCCGCUCCCACCCCGCCACACUACUGCCAAAGCAGCCAGCGGCCCAGAAUGCAUUGCGUCAUGUCUUUGUUACAGCAUGUAUGAGCCUGUGGUGCCUGUGUACCUCCUAACCCGGGAAGAAGAGAGGUGUUGCUUGAAAUGAAAUAAAUGAUUAUCAGGUGGUUUGG
Oryzias latipes (Japanese medaka) is the source of this 1109-nucleotide messenger RNA. RefSeq names its product FGFR1 oncogene partner 2 (gene fgfr1op2). Gene Ontology annotation, biological process: response to wounding. NCBI's taxonomy places the organism in Eukaryota, Metazoa, Chordata, Actinopteri, Beloniformes, Adrianichthyidae. The record is from RefSeq and is a predicted model, not a curated record.